UAGUCAGGUUAUGUAUUGUUUACAAAACUUAAAAGUAAUUUUGGUGGAGUAAUGGCGGGCAAAUAACUGAAUCCAAAGUCCAAUUUCCAUCAUCCAACUUCUAACAACUUCCAUUUUGUCAAAACUUCAACUACCCACGCAGUCCAACCUUUCAAAAUCAUUUCAUUAAUUGCAUUCAUCAAUCUCUAACUAUUUGAUACUCACCUUUAUUAAUCUCUCUUUUAUCUACUUCUGGAGUAAUUUUUAUUCUAUCUACUUCUCCCAAUCACCAUAUUUGUUUAGUUUAUUAUAAGUAUAUCUAAAGAUGGCUGUGUCAGUAUGUCUUGUAUUUUCUCUGUUUCUUCUUUCGCAGCCAUGGACUGCCGUUUCAACCUCUGCUGGCGAUAUACUUGCUCCAAUUCUCUCCCCGAUUUUCGAAGAUGUUUGCCAAGAAGCGAAAUGUGGUCAGGGAAUUUGCAAGCCUUCAGAUAAUAGCACUAUUCCGUUUGAAUGUGAAUGCUCACCUGGGUGGAAGCAAGUACUUACAUCUGAUGACGAUAACUAUUUGAAGUUUCUUCCUUGCGUCAUUCCCAAUUGCACACUCAAUCAUUCUUGUUUAGAAGCGCCACCCCCAAUGCCUGAAAACGACGACCGAAGGAAUGGAUCAAUCUUUGAUGUGUGUCGUUGGGCUGACUGUGGAGCAGGAAAAUGUGAGGCCACGUCUCUCUUCACUCACAAAUGCGAAUGUACCGAGGGUUACCAUAACCUUCUCAACUUAACCUUCUCUCCAUGCUUUAAGGAAUGUUCACUCGGAAUGGACUGUAAGGACAUAGGCUUUGGAAUCAUGAACAGAACUUCCCCACCGUCAAGUUUUUCUGCAGACAAUUCAAACCAAGCAAACUUUAGGUUUGAAGGCAGCUAUCACUGGGUGAUAUUCGCAUUCGCACUACUGGACGUAUAAUUACUAUCCUCAGACAAAAGAAUUCAACUUGUUAGCUUAUUGCAUGAUACCCGGAUAUACUUAGUAGGAAUCGAUACCUGAGGUUCUUAAAUGGAUUAUUUGGAUAAAUUGACACUCUUAUGGCGAUUAGCUAAUAUACCCCAUUGGUUUUGAACUUGAGCAGCUAGCUGUAUUGUAGCAACUUGAUGCUCAAUUGUUCAUUAUGAUUACUACACACUUGUAA
Messenger RNA from Erigeron canadensis, 1163 nucleotides. RefSeq names its product protein lin-12-like. NCBI's taxonomy places the organism in Eukaryota, Viridiplantae, Streptophyta, Magnoliopsida, Asterales, Asteraceae. The record is from RefSeq and is a predicted model, not a curated record. Bases 305 to 940 code for a protein of 211 amino acids. The transcript has 6 exons.